AUGGAGAACCAACCAAGGAGCACCGUUGACCGGAAUCGGAGAGUAAUAUUGUUUCCGUUGCCAUUUCAAGGCCAUAUAAACCCCAUGCUUCAGCUAGCUAACAUACUCUACUCCCAAGGCUUCAGUAUUACUAUCCUUCAUACCAACUUCAAUGCACCAAAUACUUGCAAUUAUCCUCAUUUCACUUUUAAAGCAAUCCUUGAUAACGAUCCACAUGACGAACGCUAUUCUAAUUUACCGUCACAAGGCUUUGGUGCCUUUUCUCGGAUUUUUGUGUUCAAUCAAUACGGUGCGGAUGCAUUACGUGAAGAGCUAAAACAAAUGUUAGUGUUGGGAAAAGAUGAACCCCCAGUGUCAUGUUUGAUCACUGAUGGAAUUUGGUACUUUACGCAAUCUGUUGCUGAUAGCUUUAACCUCCCACGGCUUGUUUUGAGAACAAGUAGCUUGUUUUGUUUCCUUGUUUAUGCUUCAAUACCUAUUUUUGAUAAUCGCGGGUACUACAAACUUGACAGCACCCACCUGGAAGAUCAAGUGGCAGAGUUCCCUGUGCUAAAAGUGAAAGAUAUAUUGAAGUUGGGUAUCAGGAGCAAGAAUGAUGCCGGAGGGGAGUUGAUGGGUAAUAUGGUUAAACAAACAAAAGCAUCUGCAGGAAUCAUCUGGAACUCUUUUAAGGAACUCGAAGGACUUGAGUUCGAAAGGGUUUCUCAUGACUUCCAAGUACCAAGUUUCGUGUUACCGUUCCCCAAGCAUUUCACAUCAUCGUCGAGCAGCUUACUAGAACACGAUCGGACCUUUUUUCCAUGGUUAGACCAACAACCACCCAAUUCUGUGCUCUAUGUUAGUUUUGGUAGUGCUGGUCAAGUAGAGGAGAAAGAUUUUUUGGAGAUAGCUCAUGGGUUGGUCGAUAGCAAGCAGUCAUUUUUAUGGGUGGUUCGGCCUGAUUUUGUUAAGGGCUCUUCAACAUGGCUUGAAACUUUGCCUGAUGAUCAGUUCCUAGGUGAAAAAGGUCGAAUUGUGAAAUGGGUACCUCAGCAAGAAGUGUUGGCUCAUAAAGCAAUUGGGGCUUUUCUGACUCAUAGUGGAUGGAACUCAACACUGGAGAGCGUUUGUGAAGGCGUUGCAAUGAUUUGCUCGCCUUUUUGGGGAGAUCAACCGUUGAAUGCGAGAUGCAUGAGUGAUGUGUGGAAAGUUGGGGUGUGUUUGGAGAAUGGGUGGCAAAGAGAAGAGAUAACAAGUGCAAUAACAAGAGUAAUGGUGGAUGAAGGUGGGGAAGGCAUUCAAGAGAGGGCAAGAGUUCUAAAACAAAAGCUAGAUGUUUCUCUAAUAAAGGGUGGCUCUUCAUUCAAAUCAUUGGAGUCUCUUGUUGAUUAUAUUUCAUCCUUCCAUGUUAAUAAAAAUUGA
This is a messenger RNA of Erigeron canadensis, 1401 nucleotides long. RefSeq names its product UDP-glycosyltransferase 76G1-like. The record is from RefSeq and is a predicted model, not a curated record. Bases 1 to 1401 code for a protein of 466 amino acids. Lineage: Eukaryota; Viridiplantae; Streptophyta; Magnoliopsida; Asterales; Asteraceae. Gene Ontology annotation, molecular function: UDP-glycosyltransferase activity. The transcript is spliced from 2 exons.